CUCCUCUCACGCAGCGCUGUUAUUCCCUCCUCUGCUUCAGGAAACACAGUUUAAACCGAGAGACGCUCUUCAUCAUGUCGGUGGCUCUGCGCACUCAGCUGCUCCUCUUCCUCAUCUCCCUCUCAUCCAGGAUGGGGCUCAGUCGCUACAUUGAGGACAACGAAGCUGCGGAUGGAUUAUAUUCUCUGCUCAGUUUGGACCAGAAGAGAGAAUCAGAAGAUUUUAUUUUUCGCCGACCUCUCAGAUGUUUGGACAUGGUGGCCAGUGACGGAUACUUCACCUUCGUGGCGUCUCAACCACAGCUGGCCUGUGCUGCUUUCAUCAUCGCCGAGCCCAGUGAGGUCAUCAGCCUGGAGCUGUCUGACGUCAACAUCGACUGCAGCGCCGGAGACUUCAUCAAGAUGUUUGACGGCUGGGUCCUGAAGGGGGAGAGGUUCCCCAGCAGGCAGGACCACCAGCUCCCUCUACACCAGCGCUACACGGACUACUGCUCCUCCUCGGCACCAGGAGCCACGAGCCGAUCCUCCCAGAACGUCGCCAUGGUCUUUUUUCGCAUUCAAAACCCCGACAGUGGCUUCACCCUCUCUGUCAAAAAGCUACACAACCCCUUCCCCUGUAACAUCAUGUCUCAGAGUCCAGAGGGCAGCUUCACCAUGGUGAUGCCACACCAGCACAGGAACUGCAGCUUCUCCAUCAUCUACCCCGUGGAGAUCCGACUGACAGAUCUCAGCCUGGGGCACGCCAAAAGCAAUGAGCUCACCCCAAAGAGGCAGAUGUGGGCGGGCUGUUCGGGGUCAGGUGACUAUGUGGAGCUACUAGGGGGGAAUGGAGUGGACACCUCUAUGAUGUUCCCUGUAGCGGACCUCUGUUUCUCCCUCACUGGGCUCGCCCAGAUGAAGAUCGGUUGUGAUAACUCGGUGGUGAGGCUGGUGUCCAGUGGGAACUAUAUCAACCGUGUUUCCUUCCAGUACCGACUACUGGAACAGCGUGAGCUCCCCAAGACCCGGGAAAACGCUCUGGAAAACUUCUGCUCUGUGGAAUGAGAUCACACACACACACACACACACACACACACACAAUCACACAGUCAUCCGUCUCUCUGUAAAUACACCAGUUUGACUAAUGCCGUCAAUACAUAUUUUGUAUUGUUUUUGCCAAAUAUUUUAUUUAGAGUACUAAUUAUGUUGGCUUUGAUCACAGAAUAUUUAUUUGAAUUGAAUCGAAUUCGUGGAGGAUUUAAUCAUUUUCUUUUUAGUCGUUUGUCAAGAAAAUCUGUGACACAUUAUAUUUCUUGGCACCAGCAUUAAUUUUAAACCUUCCUUCAGUUUAUAUCGGUUUCAGUAUUCUUCGGGAGGUUUUACAUCUGUGCUGUCUCUUGUGUUUAUAAUGCCUUGACAAUUUAAAAAUAAAUAUGACUUGCAUGAUAAAGCACA
This is a messenger RNA of Sebastes umbrosus (honeycomb rockfish), 1433 nucleotides long. Its product is annotated as corticotropin-releasing factor-binding protein-like. The record is from RefSeq and is a predicted model, not a curated record. NCBI's taxonomy places the organism in Eukaryota, Metazoa, Chordata, Actinopteri, Perciformes, Sebastidae. Gene Ontology annotation, molecular function: corticotropin-releasing hormone binding. The coding region runs from base 75 to 1043 and encodes 322 amino acids. The transcript is spliced from 7 exons. Gene Ontology annotation, biological process: negative regulation of corticotropin secretion; negative regulation of corticotropin-releasing hormone receptor activity; hormone-mediated signaling pathway.